CUUGGACGAUUGACGGACUGUCCGUCACAAUGACGGACGUCUGGUCACCCUACUAAUAGGACAUCGCGGUGAAUCACCCUGUAUACGCGCACAUUUUGUUGACUUACAUAGGUCAAAAAUACAUUUUCAAACAGCUCAUCUUUCCUGACUCAAUAGAACUUUCGGAGACAAUAUUUCAUUUUCAGCAUAACAUCAAUAACACGGCAUCCCAUGCUAAAAAGCUCCUGAAACACAAUUUCCUCCCUUUAUUUACACGGCACUUCCAUCCCGAGGUGGGCGUUUCAUGAACGCUUGCGCGAUGGCAGCGCCCUGUAUGCUAAAGUUUGUCAGUGUGACCUGAACUGAACAGCCAUAUGCUCGAAAAUACGGGUCGAUUUUGUGUAGAACUUUGUUUUUAUAUUUGAGAUGAGCCAAUCAGUCCACAUUUUUAUACGAUAAGCUCUUUUGCAUUAUCGAGUUUAGGUAAAUAUUUCGAAGCACUUUCAGAACACGGUGCUAUUAGUUCAAUGCUCGGAGACUAUUGACGUGGCAGAUUUGAAGUGUCGAAUAGUUUGAAUUUUAUCGUAAUAACACUAACUGUUUGAAAUGGGAGCAAAAGGAAGUGUCGAAGCUGCUAAGUGUAAUGCACAAAACUGGAAUAACUUGGAGCACAAGCAUAAAUCAGCGUUACAUCAACGGUCACUUUCAUUGAACAGAGGUAAUCGGGGACAAUGGGGUUCUAGCAGAGCAACAGAAUUUGGCGGUGAUAUGUGGUGACAACGGGGGCAGUGUCAGUGCCCUGUCUCAGCAAUGGGUAAUAAGUUGAGCUGCAGUUGUGCACCUCUUCUUCGCAAAGCGUAUAGAUACGAAGACUCUCCAUGGCAAACGUCACGAAGAAGAGAUGGUCAUCUAUUGAGGCUGUGGGCAGAAGUUUUUCACGUAUCAGCUAGUGGAGCUGGUACGGUGAAAUGGCAGCAAGUCAGUGAAGAUUUAGUUCCUGUUAACAUAACCUGCAUUCAAGAUUCACCUGAAUGUGUGUUCCACAUCACGGCGUACAAUUCACAGGUCGACAAAAUAUUAGAUGUACGGCUGGUUCAACCAGGUACACGGAUAGGUCAAGCAUCCGAAUGUUUCGUAUACUGGAAAGAUCCAAUGACCAACGACACGUGGGGUUUGAAUUUUACCUCACCAAUUGAUGCAAAACAAUUCAAAGAUUGUUGUUGUGAUUUAUUACAGUCGCCGUCUUUCAAGUUUUCCCGCAAAGCAUCGUCCUCUUACUCACUCAAAUUAGAACCACCCACUAAGCAGAAGAUCAAAGCGAAAAGAAAACCCCUCAGUACUCCGGCAUCACCAAGUAGAGCCAGAGAUCCGCAGUGCACUUGUAUGACAGCUGAGCAGUAUGCCAGGCUCAAAGCACAGGAUCCGAGAUAUAGGGGUUCUUCUACUCUUCCUAGGGUGACUACUAGAGGAAGUGAUAUAGACGGUAGACCAGAAAAAGUAACUGCUGCUACAUCUUCCACUAGUCUUUAUGAUAAUGUUGGUGCUUCUCAGAAUUUCUGUUCGCCAGCAGGUUCAAAGGGAGCGCACAAGGAAGGAAGUCAAAAUAAGCAAAUGAGGCAACAGUCUCAAGAGACAAGUACUAUGACAUCCAAUACGGCCACUAGUCCAAAGGCUGCUACCGCAUCUGUAGGCACUCAAAACAACGUUCAAACUGAGACUCCAUCGCAAACAACUGAAAAUUCCAAAUCAGAAGGAACACAAGCUGGUGGUACUCUUCAGAAUACAAAAAUAUCAUCAACCGCAAAUCGAACCCCAUCACGAGAUAAUCACAGGCUAAUGAACAACAAAUCAUUCGAUUACUCCGACGUGGACAUUGUGGACGAAGUCGAACUUAUGUCCACGCAUCAUCAUAAUAUCAUCAACAAUAAUCUGACGAGUAGUAGGAGAACGAAAUCGAAAAGUACAGAGGAUAUGAACAGGGAAAGUGGUAUGACGUUAGACAGCAACACCCUGAAGAAAAUGUUGAAGCCUAUGGCUAGUCUAGAAAGUCCGGUGACGUCACCCGAAAUGGGCAGAAAAAGGUACAACGGACAUUUCCAUAGACAUCCAAACAAUUUCAAUGGAAGACAUUAUGAACAUGAAAACCAUAUCCAUCCAAGAUCGGCCAUGUCACAAAAUUCCAGAUCUGGUGGCUCAAGAUCCUCUCAUGAAAUUGGUCGUGGAUUUCCUGGUAGAGGGCUGUACUUAGAAUUGGAAAGGGGUGCCUAUGGAGAUAUAUCUCCUCCUUCAGACAACGUUAUCUUUGACAAUCAGUGCUAUGCAACUACUCCCAGCUCAAGUAAUGGCAAUUCAGAUCCCGAACAGUCAGGGCAUUAUCAUAUCAGAGGAAGACAACUACAUCAUCAGAACGCCAACGCUAGUUCCACUCCGAGUUCCCCAACCAGUCGUCUACUUCUUGAGUACGAAAUGCAUCUCCGAAAUACAUUGGCUAAAGGAAUGGAUGCUGAAAGCUACAGUUUGCACACAUUCGAAGCAUUAUUGAGCCAGAGUUUGGAAAAUUUAGAAUUUGCUGAGAAUCUUCCCGGAUCGAAUCAGAGGAGACCUUAUCCGAUGAAAAAACGAACAAACUCCAAUAUGACAAUGAACAAAUCUGCCGCCUUAUCGCUGCAACAUAGACUGAACACAAUCGAAAGAAUGCGAGAGCGUGACAGAGAAAGAGAUGGUUAUUACAGUGAUAGAAAUGAAUUGAUGAGAGAAAGAGAAAAAGAAAGAGAACGUGGUUAUCUCAGUGACCACAAUAGCAGUUCUCGGUGUGCUUCCUGUAUAAGCGAUUCUAGCAGAGCUCAAUGGUUUCGACAUUCUGAUGGAUGGCGUUCAGGAAGUUCAACAUUUAGCUCAACUCAUGGACCACUACAAGGUCAUAAGAGAUCACCUUGGGACUCUCUACCUUCCCUCCGGCAAGAUAGUAGUUUGAACGACAGUGGUUAUAAAAGCAACAAAAAUGAUAGUUUCGAUCAACGUAGUAUUUUUGAUCAUCAAGAUAGUCAACGUUCGGAUUAUGUGAGCGACAAAGAGUCUUCCAGAUACGGAAUUGUUCAACAGGCUUCCAUUGAAAGCGCAGACUCUAGAUUGUGUUAUUUGACAUCAUCUGAGAUCUCUGACGACGACCGCAUGUCCCUGACGACCGCUGUCUCUGACGAAGACGAUGGUGAGAGCACAAUGAACUCCCCGCAUAAAGCGAAGCAGACAGGAACGGCUGCAGCUUCUUUCAAUUGUACUGGUGCUGUCAGGAAAGCAGGAUUCCUCAGCGUCAAGAAAUGGCUCCUUAGGAAGAAACAUCAAAUUGAAUUAGCAAGAAAAAGAGGUUGGAAAGGUUAUUGGGUGUGUUUAAAAGGUACUACCUUGCUUUUUUACCCAUGCGAUUCACGAGAAGGACGAUCUGUGGAAGCUGCUCCGAAACACCUCAUAAUCGUAGAUGGUGCCAUCAUGCAACCUAUCCCAGAGCAUCCGAAGAGGGACUACAUAUUUUGUUUGAGCACCGCGUUCGGUGAUGCUUAUCUUUUCCAAGCUCCUUGUCAAGUGGAACUGGAAAACUGGGUAAACAGUAUUCAUGGUGCAUGCGCAGCUGCUUUUGCUCGUCAUCGAGGAAAGACAGGAACCUUGCAUUUGCUGCAAGAAGAAAUAUUCAGACUAGAAAAAGCCAUGGAUACAGAUUACAAAAUGAAACAUAUGGCGGAAAUGCAACAUUCUGUUUUGGGGGAUUCGGAAACACGUCAGCAAAUUACCAGUCAAGUAAUGCAGAGGGAAGAGAAUCUAGAACGGCUUCACUGUGAGCAGUUCAGACUCCGUUGUUACAUGGCCAGUUUACAAAGUGGUGAGCUGCCCAAUCCCAAAUCCCUUUUAACCUACGUCUCAAGACCAACGAAAAACAUAUUGAACAAACUUGGAGUAUUCACAGUAUCGUCUUUCCAUGCUUUCAUUUGUGCCAGAAGUCCUUCUUUACUCAAUAAUUUGCUAGCAGGACGAGGGGCGACAAAAAGAAGGUUGCCCAUGUUGUCAAGAUCUAACAGCGGAUCAAGCCGGAGAUCAAUGCAGACGAACAGUAGGGAAGAAUCUGAGGAAUCUGUCACCGUUUCACUGCCUGAUAAUUCUAGUGCCACCGUUUAUGUGAAAGAUUCAAUGUCAGUAGAGGAGUUCCUAGCAAGUGCAUGUGGCCGAAAAAAUUUGAGUUCAACAGAACAUUUCGUGAGGGUAAAAAAAAGGAAGGAUAUGGAAGAACACAAUUAUUUCGUACCACAUAGAAGUGACCUUAUAGAUACAUACUUGCAUACGCACGAGGUGGUCGAAGUUUGUGCUAAAAUUUUGUAUCAGGUGGAACUAGCCCGGAGCACCCUGGAGCAGAUGUGGGGUUUCAGUGUUGAGGCUGAAUUAGUCGAAAAUGCAGAUAGGCAAGAUGAGCUCUGCUGUUACGUGAGUCGGGUAGAAGACAAAAGUGUUGCCAUGCAAAACGGAAUUAUAAAAGGCGAUGAAAUUAUGGUCAUCAAUGGAGCAAUCGUGUCUGACCUGGAUAUGAUGUACUUAGAGAGUGUGCUACAAGAGGAACUAGCGUUAUGUAUGAUGAUGCGGUCAUCGAGGAAAGAACCUCCUGACUUGGCAGGAAUAAUGAGAGCAACCGAUGAUAUAAUAGAAAGCCUUGUUUGUCCUCCACCACCGACGGAACCUCCUGUUAUAAGCGAGGAAAUGAUUUCUGGUUUAAUUGUUCCGGCACCAGAUUGUUCAACUGCCAAGGAUCGAUUCUCAACUGAAUCGGAAAAUCCCACAUCUCCUUUGACGGACUCAGGAAUAAAAGGGAGCUCAAGGACCAACUCUUUCGAAAUAGAAAACUUACUGAAAACAGCUGAACAAGUCACUGGUUUCUGUAGGUCACCCAUCGAAACUCGAAAAUCCAGUCCCACAGGAAGUCUACAAAGUUUUACCUCUACCACUUUGUUCUCCUCAUCGAAACAACUUUCGGAUUCUGAAAAAUUGAGGAAAGUCAUUUUAGAGUUGGUAGAAACGGAAAGGGCCUAUGUGAAGGAUUUGACGAACCUUUUGGAGGACUAUUUACAACCUUUAAAAAAAGAAACCUUUCUUUCCAGCGCCGAGAUAAAUGCAUUAUUUGGAAACAUUUACGAAAUAGUAACCUUCCAGAGACAGUUCCUACAGAAUUUGGAAGAAGCACUAGAAUUAGAAACGGAAUUCCAUAAAUUCGAAUAUUUGAGUCAGUUCAGGAAUAUCCUCUUCUCCAUCGGAAAUGCCUUCCUCUACUACGUUAACCAUUUCAAAUUAUACAGUUCAUUUUGUGCCAGCCACAGUAAAGCACAGAAAGUUCUUCAUCCCAAUGAAGGAAACCAAGCACUUCAAGAAUUUUUGGCAGCAAGAAAUCCCAAACAGCAACAUUCCUCCACACUGGAAUCGUAUCUUAUCAAACCUAUUCAAAGAAUAUUGCGAUACCCAUUAUUACUGCAGCAUCUCAGAAAUUUAACUGAUCAUAACACCGACGAACAUCAGCAUUUAUUAGAAGCCUUGAAAGGAAUGGAAAAAGUUGCUGAACACAUCAACGAGAUGCAGAGAAUCCACGAGGAAUAUGGUGCGAUAUUCGACCAUUUAUUUCGACAACAUCAGAAAUCGUGCAAACAGCCGAUCGAUUUGAGCCCUGGAGAUCUUCUUUAUUACGGAGGUGUUGAAUGGCUUAAUAUUUCAGACUUCUUAGGAAAAAUAAAGAAAGGAUUAGAACUUCACGCAAUGUGCUUUGUGUUCAAGACCGCCGUUGUAUUUUUAUGUAAAGAGAGAUUGCGUCAAAAAAAGAAACUAAUGGCUGUGGCAAGUAAGACUUCAAGUUCAGAGGUGGAAAUAAUCAGGUAUCAAGUGCUUAUUCCUGUGACAGAAGUCCAAGUGAGAGCUUCCUCCGCAAAGGAUAUGGAUUCUCACUUCCUGUGGGAACUUAUUCAUCUUAGAAGUCAAUUACAGCGAAGAUCAGAGAAAGUUUAUGUCUUAUCGAACAGCACGGCGGAUUUCAGGAAUGCCUUCCUGAAAACAAUACGUCAAAUUAUCAGAGAAUCAGUGAGAAACAUGUCAAUUCCUUCUACAAAACCAGGAAGUGGACCUGGCAUUCUUCUAGUGACUGGACACAAAGCGGAAGGUUUAAGCAGUCAUACUCUCGAAAGACCAACUGCUAGACAUACUAUCGUUAUUGCCGGAGGAUCCCAUACUUUAGGAAAAGUGAAAAAAUCCAAACCCACUCAACGGCACUCUGCUGGAAAUAUAGAUUACGAUCAAUUAAACCAAGAUGGUGAUGAAAAUACACGGAACUUUAGAAGGAGGAGUAAGACUAUCACAGACGCACCAGAUACCAAAACGGAAAAUGAACAAGGUUUCAAGUCCGAGGGUGAAGAAGACUGCCAAUCGUUCAUGAAAACAAGGUCAUUAGGAAAAACACCAAAUCAUCUUACACUAAGCACUACCUCAACUUUGUCAGCAGGGAGCACCGGAAGUCAAGCGAAAUUGAUCCAAUCCUCUCAUAAUCCUGAAGACUUUCAGCCUGUUAAGACAGAUGAAUUAGGGUCGCCAGUGUGGAAGCCAAGAGACUGUAGUUUAGGGGCUACCUCUACCACUCUCCCGCGCAAGGGCAGAGAAAACUCCUCAACCAUUCUUAGUGCUUCGCAAAUGACACAAUAAAGUAUGGAUUUCAUAACUUGUUGAUCAUACCUCAAAAACAUAUUUCUUUUUUUGAUUUCCCCUCUUCUGAUGAUGUAUAAAUUUUAGAAAUAUUAACGUAAUUCGAAACAAUCAAGAAAUAAAUCAUUAAUGGAAGCGCUAGAGCAUUUUCAUAUUAUUAUUGAAUAUCAUACGAAUAUUUAGGAAAUACUUGAUACGUGCUAGAUAUAUCAAUAUAGGAACUAAAAUGUAUUUUUGGGGUAAGUAAAUUAGCAUAAUAUGUUGUUUUUAUCUUGGAAAUGAAAUCCAUAAGAAAUUUUCCUUGACAUUAUGUGAUGACCUCAUAGCAGCAAGAUUAUUGAAAACUUGUGAAUAAGGAGUUGAUUUCUAUUGAUUUUUCGGAAUAUAUAUUCUGUUUUCAAGUGGAAUAACCUAACUUAGGUGUUAAGAGAAGUAAACUUGUUGAUAUAGUUUGGUUUGAGUAUCAUGGAUAGAAGUUUUCAAAAAUGUUUUAUGCAAGCUGAGUAAUAAGUGGAAUGGGUAUGUUAUUCUCAAAAUAAAUUAUUUCCGCACAAAAGCUUCGAUUUGCAGAUUUUUUCAAGAAAGUCUUUGCAGGAACUUGUUGAAUCUAAUUAAGUAUAUGCGAUAUAAUCUACAUAACCCCGUUAAAAAUCUUAGUUAACUGAAUUGCUCAAUUCGAAACAAUUAACUGAUAAAUUUCCUGUAAGUAGUAUUGCAUAUGUCAAGUUUGUUAUCCACUAGUAAAUUACCAUCAAGAACAAUAUCAAAAUAGAAACAUAUAUAGAUAUUGGAUUUCGUUCAAAAUAUAAUUUCUAAUACUAUUCUUUCAUCUUAAAAAUUACUGUUUGUCAAUAGAUUUGAGUUUAUGGAAGAUAAUUAUUACAGGUGAAACUUCAUUCAAUAGAUGUUCAUUAAAAAUAAUUUCAAUGCAAGGAAAAUCAAGUAAAUCUGACCUACUUUUCUCCUUGAUCGAUAUCAAUCAUUUUUUUAGAAUGUGUUUGCAUUUAUAUUUUUGUAUAUUGCGUUUGUUUUUGGAAGAUAUUCAUUCAACUCACAAAUAAUAUUUCGUUAUAGAGCACUGUCUAACGAGAAGUUCCUUAAAUUGAGCUGAUCAGAAAUGACGGAUCAAUUGGGUGAGAAAAUUGUACUGGGAAGAUCUAGAUCAAAAAUUUCCUCAUAAACUUAUGUGCUAACAUAUACACAUUUGCUGUUGUUUCUUGUGAAUGAAGUUUUCAUCAAUAUUAUUUUUUACUACAUUUUCUGAUACUCCAUAUUGUGCCAAAUUUGACUUAAUAAUGUUAUUACUUCAAUUGAAUUGUAUUUUGUAAUAUUCUCUUCGAACAGCCUCUUUGCUCAAUACCUAUAACAGCAGUUAUUUUGGUUCAAUCUUCUUUCUACCUCCUAGGAAUUUAUUUAUAUCUGAGUGUAUGUUUGUUUAAAUGUAACUACAUAUGUAAGGGCGAGAAUGAAAGAUUUAAUAAAAUAUACAAAAAUGCAAAA
Coccinella septempunctata (seven-spotted ladybird) is the source of this 8196-nucleotide messenger RNA. RefSeq names its product protein still life, isoform SIF type 1. The coding region runs from base 790 to 6696 and encodes 1968 amino acids. The record is from RefSeq and is a predicted model, not a curated record. Gene Ontology annotation, biological process: positive regulation of axonogenesis; small GTPase-mediated signal transduction; activation of GTPase activity. Gene Ontology annotation, molecular function: protein binding; guanyl-nucleotide exchange factor activity. Lineage: Eukaryota; Metazoa; Arthropoda; Insecta; Coleoptera; Coccinellidae. The transcript is spliced from 33 exons. Gene Ontology annotation, cellular component: synapse; membrane.